Micromonas pusilla CCMP1545 is the source of this 1080-nucleotide messenger RNA. RefSeq lists its product as uncharacterized. Lineage: Eukaryota; Viridiplantae; Chlorophyta; Mamiellophyceae; Mamiellales; Mamiellaceae. The transcript has 2 exons. The coding region runs from base 1 to 1080 and encodes 359 amino acids. The record is from RefSeq and is a predicted model, not a curated record.
AUGUCGUCCGGCGGCGCGCGGCGGUUGCUCCGCGCGGGGGCGCGCGCGGCGUGCAACGCGCGCGCGCCGAGGUCGAUCGAGCGAUGGCGCGCCGCGAGCGGCGCGCGCGCGUGGGGUCUCGAGACGUCGCGCGGCGCGGACGAAUGGGAAGACGCGAGAUUGCGCUUCGGAGGGCGGUGGAAGCGAUCGAUCGGAGCGAGCGAGCGGCACCGUCGGUGGACGUCGUCGUCGUCGUCGACGACGACGACGACGACGCCCGGCGAGGACGGCGCCGACGCCGCGGUCGAUAAGCCGACCGCGGGGGGGUACGAGUACGUCAACGCGCGCGGGAAGAUGCAGCCGACGAGCGAGACGAGGCCGUCGCCGUCGCCCUCUUCGGACGCCGCCGCGGAGAAGGACGCCGCCGCGACGACGACGACGACGACGGCCAGGGAGGCGCCGGCCGACGCCGCGGAGAACGCGUACAGGGAGAUCCUCGGCAUCACGAGCCUGUUCACCGGACCGAACUCCGCGUGGUCGGUCGCGUUCAAGAGACGCCCGGGGUUCGAGCCGAGCGCGCUGGCGAGGCGAGAGGCGAAUCAGUACAGGCGCGUCAUCACGCCGCGCGUCCUCCGUCCAUCGCCGCCGCUCGCGUGCAAGUACUUGGACGGCCCCGCGUGGAGCUGCGGCCCGUGCCCCGCGGCGAGAGAGCGACCCGAAACGACGGAAGUCCCCGCCGACGGCGAAUUUCGCCGCGCCGGCGACGUUACGUCGUGCAACUAUGCGCGGCGCGCGACCGAGAGCGCGUGCGUGAGUAACCAGAUCAUCUUCUUCAGAUUUUUCUACUCCACGACGUGGGUCGCGAGCUGGAUAAUCCUGACGCAGUACGUCGUGUCGCCCCUGUUGGGUCCGUUGCUGCCCCUCGUCUCGGGAACGCCGUGGAUCAGAUUUUGGAUUUGUUUCUUCGCGGCGUACAAGUUGAACAAGCAUCACGCGCUGCAGAUGCCGAGGCUGAUGUUCGCGAUGCACGCGACGAGGCAGACGGGAUGGCUCGUCGGCGAGCUCGUGGGCAAUUUCAGACGCAGGCGGCGGUGGUUAUGA